UAAAAACACAAGGCCGCUGAUCACGAGUCUGCUGGAGAGGAGCUGCAGAGCGGGACAGUAAGUGUGUGAGAGAGGUGAUGUCUGGCUGUAGUCUGAGGGCCCGUCUGGCUCAGAGUCUGUCCAGACAGGUCAGAACCACUCACACGGGACGGGUACCUGCAGUCAGAAAGGACAGUUCUGCCGUACAGCCCUUCAGUGAGAUUCCUGGACAAUGGAAGAACAGCGUGGCCAAUCUCUACACGUUCUGGAAAAUGGACGGCCUCAGGAAUAUCCACCGGAUUAUGGUGCACAAUUUCAAUAUGCAUGGUCCUAUUUACAGGGAAAAGGUUGGAUACUAUGAGAGUGUGAACAUCAUCAAGCCUGAAGACGCUGCUGUCCUGUUCAAAGCUGAGGGUCAUUAUCCCAAGAGGCUCAGGGUGGAAGCGUGGACCUCUUACAGGGACUACAGGAACCGCAAAUAUGGCGUCCUGCUCAAAGAUGGAGAGGACUGGAAAUCGAACAGGAUCAUACUAAACAAGGAAGUGAUUUCUCCAAAGAUGCAGGGGAACUUUGUGCCUCUGCUGGAUGAGGUCGGUCAGGACUUUGUGGCUCGUGUCUAUAAGAAGAUCGAGAGGAGUGGACAGAACGAAUGGACCACAGAUCUGUCCCAUGAGCUCUUCAAGUACGCACUAGAAUCGGUGAGUCAUGUGUUGUACGGCGAGCGUUUGGGUCUGCUGUUGGACUACAUCGAUCCAGACGCCCAGCACUUCAUCGACUGCAUCACCCUCAUGUUUAAGACCACCUCACCCAUGCUGUACCUCCCGCCGGCCCUGCUCCGCCACACAGGGGCCAGAAUCUGGAAGGACCACGUGGAGGCCUGGGACGGCAUCUUUAACCAGGCCGACCGAUGUAUCCAGAGUAUCUACAGACAGCUGAGGAAAAAUCCAGAAGCCAGUGGGAAGUACCCUGGUGUGCUGGCCAGCCUCCUAAUGCUGGACAAACUGUCCAUCGAGGACAUAAAGGCCAGUAUCACAGAGCUGAUGGCCGGCGGUGUGGACACGACCUCUAUCACACUGUUGUGGACGCUCUAUGAAUUGGCGCGACAUCCGGACCUGCAGGAGGAGAUCCGGGCCGAAAUCUCAGCCGCUCGUAUCGCCUCUAAAGGAGACGUGGUGCAGAUGCUCAAGAUGGUUCCUCUGCUUAAAGGAGCCUUGAAGGAAACUCUGAGGUUACAUCCUGUAGCAGUGAGUCUACAAAGAUACAUAACUGAAGACAUUGUCCUUCAAAAUUACCACAUUCCAGCUGGGACCUUAGUUCAGCUGGGUCUCUACGCUAUGGGUCGUGAUCACCGGAUCUUCCCGCACCCUGAGCAGUACCGUCCCUCUCGCUGGCUCCGAUCCCAGAGCCACUACUUCAGGAGCCUGAGCUUCGGCUUCGGACCACGCCAGUGUCUGGGCCGCAGGAUCGCUGAGACCGAGAUGCAGCUCUUCCUUAUUCACAUGCUGGAGAACUUCAGGUUUGAGAAGCAGAGGCAGGUGGAGGUCAGGAGCACGUUUGAGCUCAUCUUGCUGCCCGAGAAGCCCAUCAUGCUCACCAUCAAACCGCUGAACGCCAGCAGAUAGCGGAGCUGUAAACAGGAAA
Messenger RNA from Cyprinus carpio (common carp), 1620 nucleotides. Its product is annotated as cholesterol side-chain cleavage enzyme, mitochondrial-like. Gene Ontology annotation, cellular component: mitochondrial inner membrane. The record is from RefSeq and is a predicted model, not a curated record. Gene Ontology annotation, molecular function: heme binding; iron ion binding; oxidoreductase activity, acting on paired donors, with incorporation or reduction of molecular oxygen. Gene Ontology annotation, biological process: C21-steroid hormone biosynthetic process; glucocorticoid biosynthetic process; cholesterol metabolic process. NCBI's taxonomy places the organism in Eukaryota, Metazoa, Chordata, Actinopteri, Cypriniformes, Cyprinidae.